Molecule: messenger RNA, 1413 nt
Organism: Microthlaspi erraticum
Lineage: Eukaryota; Viridiplantae; Streptophyta; Magnoliopsida; Brassicales; Brassicaceae
Source: the annotation of a GenBank genome assembly
AUGACCAAAGCUGAUUUGGUGAACAACCUUGGAACAAUUGCAAGGUCUGGUACCAAGGAAUUCAUGGAGGCGUUGGCUGCUGGAGCUGAUGUUAGCAUGAUUGGGCAGUUUGGUGUUGGUUUCUACUCGGCUUACCUUGUUGCUGAUAAGGGGAACGAAGAUGACCUUUACCUCAAGGAAGACCAGUUGGAGUACCUUGAGGAGAGGAGGCUUAAGGAUUUGGUCAAGAAGCACUCUGAGUUCAUCAGCUACCCGAUCUCUCUCUGGAUUGAGAAGACCAUUGAGAAGGAGAUUUCUGAUGAUGAAGACGAGGAAGAGAAGAAGGAUGAGGAAGGCAAGGUCGAGGAGGUAGAUGAGGAGAAGGAGAAGGAGGAGAAGAAGAAGAAGAAGAUCAAGGAGGUUUCUCACGAGUGGGAUUUGGUGAACAAGCAGAAGCCUAUCUGGAUGAGGAAAGCCAGAGGAGAUCAACAAGGAGGAGGACAGCUCGAGUUCAAGGCUAUCCUCUUCGUUCCCAAGAGAGCUCCUUUCGAUCUCUUUGACACCAAGAAGAAGCCAAACAACAUUAAGCUCUACGUCCGUCGUGUCUUCAUCAUGGACAACUGUGAGGACAUCAUCCCAGAAGAGACUUUGCAGCAGAACAAGAUCCUCAAGGUCAUCCGCAAGAACCUUGUGAAGAAGUGCCUUGAGCUCUUCUUUGAGAUUGCUGAGAACAAGGAGGACUACAACAAGUUCUACGAGGCAUUCUCCAAGAAUCUGAAGCUCGGCAUCCACGAGGACUCUCAGAACAGAACCAAGAUCGCUGAGUUGCUCCGUUACCACUCAACCAAGAGCGGUGAUGAAUUGACCAGCCUCAAGGACUACGUGACGAGGAUGAAGGAAGGUCAGGAGGACAUCUUCUACAUCACCGGUGAGAGCAAGAAGGCUGUGGAGAACUCUCCAUUCCUCGAGAAGCUCAAGAAGAAGGGGUACGAAGUCCUUUACAUGGUUGAUGCCAUUGACGAGUACGCCAUUGGUCAGCUCAAGGAGUUUGAGGGAAAGAAGCUCGUCUCUGCAACAAGGAAGGUCGAGAAGGUUAUCGUCUCUGACCGUGUCGUGGACUCACCUUGCUGUCUUGUCACCGGCGAGUACGGCUGGACCGCGAACAUGGAGAGGAUCAUGAAAGCUCAGGCUUUGAGAGACAGCAGCAUGGGUGGCUACAUGUCGAGCAAGAAGACGAUGGAGAUCAACCCAGAGAACUCGAUCAUGGACGAGCUGAGGAAGAGAGCUGAAGCGGACAAGAACGACAAGUCCGUGAAGGAUCUGGUUCUUCUUCUCUUUGAGACUGCUCUUCUCACUUCUGGUUUCAGCCUCGACGAGCCCAACACUUUCGGGAGCAGAAUCCACAGGAUGUUGAAGCUUGGACUUGAGCAUUGA